AUGUCAUCCACUUCUGCUACUUGGACCUCUUUUAUCAAGAGUUUGGCAUCCUACAAUGGAGACCUGUCGUCGCUGACUGCGCCGCCAUUUAUCCUCUCGCCUACGUCAUUGGUGGAGUACUCCCAGUACUGGUCCGAACAUGUUGAUCUGUUCCUGGCCCCUAACUUCAUCCAACAGGAACCCGAUGACAUCGACUCGGUUGAGCUCAAACACAUGGUUGCCGUUCUCCGCUGGUUUAUUUCAACCCUGAAAAGCCAGUAUUGUUCUCGAGCUGAGACCCUUGGUGGCGAGAAGAAACCAUUGAACCCAUUCCUGGGCGAAUUGUUUGUUGGUAGGUGGACCGACGAGUCGCCUUCCCAAAGUUUUGGAGAGACUCUGCUGGUGAGUGAACAGGUCAGCCAUCACCCUCCCAUCACGGCCUACGCAAUCCAAAAUAAAACUAAUAAGACGACUCUUCAAGGUUACAACGGAAUUAGAGCUUCCAUGUCUGCAACUUCACUGAACGUGAGACAGUACGGCCAUGCCUUGUUGGAUUACGAAAACCUCAACGAGAAGUACCUAAUUACCCUACCGCCUCUCCACAUCGAAGGCAUCUUGAUGGCUGCUCCGUUCGUCGAAUUGGAACAGAAAUCUUAUAUUCAGUCGUCAGCAGGAUACGUUGCAGUCAUUGAGUACUCGGGAAGGGGUUACUUUUCUGGUAAGAGCAACAGCUUCAAAGCCAGAAUUUUCAAGAACAUUCGCGAGGCUGAGGACAAGACGAAGGCUCUAUACACCGUCAGCGGCCAGUGGUCAGGCGUCUCGUCCAUAUCAAGAGGUCACACCAUUGCUUCCGACGCACAAGUGUUCUUUGACGCCAACAACUCCAAACCCCAACAUCUGACGGUCAAGCCUAUUGAAGAGCAAGGUCCGCUGGAAAGCAGAAGAGCUUGGCAGAAAGUUGCACAGGCAAUCAGGGCUAAUGACUACAAUUUGAUCCACGAAGAGAAAUCAAAGAUCGAAAAUGAACAACGCGAGCUGCGCAAGAAAGAAGCGGCUGAUGACACUCCUUGGAAACAAAAAUUCUUUAAAGAAAUUGAUUAUACAUCCCUAACAGAAGAAGACGACGAAACUGGAUAUAUCAAGCUUGCCAACAUGGCAAACUUGUCGCUGAAAAACAUUCUGUCCGGAUCAAUUAGAUAA
Ogataea haglerorum is the source of this 1179-nucleotide messenger RNA. RefSeq lists its product as uncharacterized. The transcript is spliced from 2 exons. The record is from RefSeq and is a predicted model, not a curated record. Gene Ontology annotation, biological process: maintenance of cell polarity; exocytosis; endocytosis. NCBI's taxonomy places the organism in Eukaryota, Fungi, Ascomycota, Pichiomycetes, Pichiales, Pichiaceae. Gene Ontology annotation, cellular component: membrane; cytosol; intracellular membrane-bounded organelle. Bases 1 to 1179 code for a protein of 392 amino acids. Gene Ontology annotation, molecular function: oxysterol binding.